Pseudovirgaria hyperparasitica is the source of this 3680-nucleotide messenger RNA. RefSeq names its product nitrite reductase. The record is from RefSeq and is a predicted model, not a curated record. The coding region runs from base 196 to 3564 and encodes 1122 amino acids. Gene Ontology annotation, molecular function: 2 iron, 2 sulfur cluster binding; nitrite reductase [NAD(P)H] activity; heme binding. Lineage: Eukaryota; Fungi; Ascomycota; Dothideomycetes; Acrospermales; Acrospermaceae. The transcript has 4 exons.
UGCUUUCUCUUUACUUUUUGGGGGAAGCUCGAACUUCGGCUUUUUAGUUCAAGGCAUAGGUCAAACAAGUAAGGAUAUACGAUUUGACAAAGAGGCAUUCGCGUAAUCCCGAGCUUUGCACUCUUUACAUUGAGUAGCCAUCGUGUGCUCCCCAGAAGAAGCUUAUUGCUUGGACAUACGCCAUACUCAAUUGAUAUGAGCAACGCAGAGUGGAACGACGCCGAGGCGAACAAGCUGCCAGAAAAAGUUGCAGAACUUGAAAAGAAUGACGAGAUUCCGGAAAGCGUCAACGGGACGCAUAGGAAGAGAGUGGUGAUAGUCGGCCUGGGCAUGGUCGGUAUAUCAUUCAUAGAAAAGCUUCUUAAAUUGGAUGUCAAGCGCCGCGAAUACGACGUGACAGUCAUCGGCGAAGAACCACAUCUAGCCUACAAUCGGGUUGGUCUCACGAGCUUCUUCCAGCAUCGUGAGGUCGAAAACUUGUAUCUGAAUCCAAGAGAAUGGUACUCGAGCAUGCCAGAGGGCUCUCUUACAUACCACACAUCCCAGCUCGUCACAUCAAUAGACAGCGCCGCCAAAACUGUAACUACAUCCAAAGAUCUCAUAGUACCGUACGACAUCCUUGUACUCGCCACUGGUUCGGAUGCCCUGCUACCACGACACACGCCUGGCCAUGACGCCAAAGGGGUCUUUGUCUAUCGCACGAUUGACGAUCUGCAGAAGCUAAUUGAGUUCUCUGCAACACGCAGGGGCAAAACGGGUGCCGUUGUUGGCGGCGGUCUAUUGGGUCUAGAGGCCGCAAAGGCGAUGAUGGAUCUAGAAGAUUUUGAGAAAGUCAAGCUGAUUGAGCGCAACCGCUGGCUUCUAUCUAGACAGCUGGAUGGUGAUGCCGGCGGUAUGGUGGUAGAGCAGGUACGACAAUUAGGUGUCGACGUGCUGCUCAGCAAGCGCGUGGGAGAAAUUGAGACGGAUGAGGAGAACUUCGUCAAGGGUGUGGUGUUUGAAGAUGGUGAGAGGAUGGACUGCGCGUGUAUAUGCUUUGCAAUUGGUAUUAAAGCCCGUGACGAGCUUGCUCGACAAGCAGGCAUCAAAUGCGCUGACCGUGGCGGUGGUAUCAUAGUCAAGGAAGACUUGUCGACGUCUGUUGAAGACAUCUACGCUAUUGGCGAGUGUGCCAGCUGGGAGAACCAAACAUUCGGUUUGAUAGCGCCUGGAAUCGAAAUGGCCGAUGUCCUUGCGUUCAAUCUGACUCAAGCCAAAGACCAUGCAUAUCGCAAAUUCAAACGUCCAGAUCUCAGUACCAAGCUUAAGUUGCUUGGUGUCGAAGUUGCUAGCUUUGGAGACUUCUUUGCUGACCGGGAUGGUCCAAAGCAGCUGCCCACUGCACGCGGCGCUGGAAAAAAAGAUGGCACGAUAGAUGCAAAAAGCCGUGUGAAGGCUUUGACAGACGGUCCAGCACCUGCGCCAGUGAAAGCACUGACAUACAAGGAUCCGUUUACACAGGUAUAUAAGAAAUAUCUAUUUACAAUGGACGGCAAAUAUCUCUUGGGCGGUAUGAUGAUUGGAGACACAAAAGACUACGUCAAGCUCGUCCCAUUCGUCAAGAACCAGAAGCCACUUGAGGUACCACCAAGCGAAUUUAUCAUCGGAUCACAGAAAGACGACGGCGGUGAUGACCUUGACGACGACACGCAGAUUUGCUCUUGUCACAACGUCACGAAAGGCAGUCUUGUCACAUCUGUCAAGGACGGGACAUGUAAGAGUAUUGGAGAUGUCAAGUCUUGUACAAAAGCAGGUACUGGCUGCGGCGGCUGUAUGCCCCUUAUCCAGACGAUCUUCAACAAAACCAUGGCAUCCAUGGGCCAAGAGAUCAAGAAUCAUCUCUGCCCUCAUUUCGAAUUCUCUCGCGCAGAUCUUUUCAACAUCAUCUAUGUGAAAAAACUGGAAACAUUUGAGGAAGUGAUGAAGAAUGCAGGUAAAGAGGCCGAGUCCCUUGGCUGUGAGGUGUGUAAACCAGCUAUCGGCUCCAUCACCGCAUCCCUCUAUAAUAGGCACAUUCUGGACUCGCAACAAAGGGGUCUCCAAGACACCAACGACCGCUUCCUGGCAAAUAUACAGCGCAAUGGCACAUUCUCCGUGGUGCCGCGUGUCGCUGGUGGUGAGAUCACACCCGAAAAGCUCAUUGUCAUCGGUACAGUAGCGAAGAAAUUUGGCCUGUACUGCAAAAUCACUGGUGGCCAACGUAUCGACAUGUUCGGUGCCAAGAAACAAGAUCUCAUCGACAUUUGGACGGAUCUCGUCAACGGUGGCCUGGAAUCCGGCCACGCAUAUGCGAAAUCUCUACGAACCGUCAAGUCCUGCGUCGGCACAACAUGGUGCCGUUUCGGAAUUGGCGACUCAGUUGGCAUGGCCGUCCGCCUUGAGGAGCGCUACAAGUCCAUUCGAGGACCGCACAAGUUCAAAGGCGGUGUUUCUGGCUGCGUACGCGAGUGUGCCGAAGCUCAAAACAAAGACUUCGGCCUGAUUGCCACGGAAAAGGGCUUCAACAUCUUUGUCGGCGGCAACGGCGGCGCCAAACCAAGGCACUCAGAGCUCCUCGCCAAAGACGUUCCGCCAGACGACGUCGUCCCAAUCCUCGACCGCUACCUCUCCUUCUACAUCCGCACUGCCGACAAACUCCAGCGAACAGCCCGCUGGAUCGAGAACCUCCCCGGUGGCAUCGCAUACCUCCGCGAAGUCAUCCUCGAAGACAAACUCGGCAUCGCCGCCGACCUCGAGCAGCAAAUGGCCGAUCUCGUCGGCACAUUCUUCUGCGAAUGGACCGAAGUCAUCAAAUCUCCCGAGCGCCGCAAACUCUUCAGCCAAUUCGCAAACACAUCCGACACCCAAAUCGACACCAUCGAGCCCAUCACCGAGCGCGGCCAGACACGCCCGGCAAACUGGCCCACGGCGUCCGUCAAAGAAGACUUCAAAGGCACGAAAUGGACCACCCUCUCCUGGCAACCCAUCCUGCAAGCAAGCACCUUCAAGGACGUCCCCACCGGCGACAGCCAGGCCGUCAAGCGCGGCGACACCCAACUCGCCCUCUUCAAAGUCCGCGGCAAGUACUACUGCACCCAGCAAAUGUGCCCGCACAAGCGCGCCUUCGUGCUCUCCGACGGCCUCAUCGGCGAAGACCUGUCGCAGAACAAGCUCUGGGUAUCAUGCCCAUACCACAAGCGCAACUACGAGCUCGCCGGCGCAAACGCUGGCGCGUGUGCCAACGAUCCAGACGUCAAUAUUGCCUCGUUCCCUGUCGAGGCGCGUGCUGAUGGCUGGGUCUAUGUCAAGCUGCCGCCUGUGUCUGAGCUGGACGCCGUGCUGGGCACGAGUCGGUGGGUGGUCAAGCAUGAUGAGACGCCCGGACAGUUUGAGAAGCUGGAUAGGAAGCUCAGGGCUAUGGAGUUGAAGGGUCGCAAAGGGCGUGAUGCGAGCCAUUUGUCCGAUGGGAAAGGGGAAGUGCGGAGGGUGGAUGCGAACGGGGCUCUAGAUGCCGAGGAGGGAGGCGCGAAGGGCCUGGAGUGGUAGGAAGUGGUGUUGUGAUUGAUGGAUGGGUUGGUGUACUAUCAUCUCUCGUAUGCAAAUUUAGAUUUCAGCCUCUGUCCACCCCUUUUUGUGAAGACGUCUGAGGUGGCCUCUCGCUC